Messenger RNA from Aedes albopictus (Asian tiger mosquito), 1970 nucleotides. Its product is annotated as alanine--glyoxylate aminotransferase 2-like. Bases 324 to 1796 code for a protein of 490 amino acids. Gene Ontology annotation, molecular function: pyridoxal phosphate binding; transaminase activity. The record is from RefSeq and is a predicted model, not a curated record. Lineage: Eukaryota; Metazoa; Arthropoda; Insecta; Diptera; Culicidae. The transcript has 7 exons.
CAAGUUUUGCCUCAGUUUGACGUUAUCAUCUUGAUGAGUAACAUCAAUCUCGGUUCUACCGAACAGUAGUAGCAAUCUAGGCAGGAUUUUCAUCCUUUGCUAGCAAUCACACUUUACCACCACCGGAGUUAUGUGAUUUUAUUUAUCGUGCUGUGGGUGUGAAAAUAUUCGCAAAUUAGUGUUUUAGCGCCACGAAUUUUAUACCAAAGAAGCACGUGCGUACUAAAGAUAGUCGCACGGUGGAAAAAAAAUCACUGUGAAAACUGAACAGAUAUUCGAUCAAAAAAUUUUGGUGUGUGUAUUUGGACGAAAAAGUGAGCAAAAUGCAAAACGUUGUGGAUUGUAAGGAGCACAUGCCCAAAGCCGAUACCAUCCGGCUGCGAAACAAGCAUAUUGGCAAAUCUUGCCAAUUGUUCUACAAGACCGACCCGUUGAAAAUAGUUCGUGGCCAGGGCCAGUAUAUGUACGACGAAGAAGGGUCACGCUAUCUCGACUGCAUCAAUAACGUCGCACAUGUGGGUCACUGUCAUCCCAAAGUGGUAGAAGCCGGUUCCCGCCAGAUUGCUACUCUGUCGACCAACAAUCGCUUUCUGCAUGAUGAACUGGUAAAGUGCGCGCAAACGUUAACCGACAAAAUGCCGGGGAAUUUGUCGGUGUGCUACUUUGUCAAUUCGGGUUCCGAGGCUAACGAUUUGGCUCUGCGGUUGGCGCGCCAACACACCAAGCGCCACGAGGUCAUCACCCUGGACCAUGCUUAUCACGGACAUGUGUCUGCGGUGAUGGAAAUUUCCCCUUAUAAAUUCAAUCAACCCGGGGGUGAUCCGAAGCCAGAGUUUGUGCACGUAGCACCUUGCCCGGAUGUCUAUCGGGGAAAGCACCGCGAUUGCGACUAUCCCGAGGGAACCGACAUGGGUCAGUUGUACGCCGAUGAGGUCGCUCGGCUCGUUGAGGGCAGCCGUACCGGAGUCGCGGCCUUCAUCGCCGAAAGCUUGCAGAGCUGUGGCGGACAAAUCAUUCCACCGAAGGAUUACUUCAAGAAGGUCUACAAGAUAAUCCGUGAUGCUGGUGGCGUAACUAUCGCCGACGAGGUACAAGUCGGCUUUGGUCGUAUCGGAACUCACUAUUGGGCAUUUGAGCCCCAUGAUGUUAUUCCCGACAUUGUGACCGUUGCGAAACCGAUGGGUAAUGGGCACCCGGUCGGCGCCGUCGUCACUACGCCAGAAAUUGCAGAAAGCUUCGCUUCCACUGGGGUGUGCUAUUUCAACACGUACGGCGGAAACCCGGUAUCUUGCGCCAUUGCCAACGCCGUGAUGAACGUUAUCGAAGAAGAGAACCUACAAGAAAAUGCCCUCACCGUGGGAAAAUACCUGCUGGAGCAGUGUCGUUCGUUGCGCUACGAAUACGAUAUCGUUGGCGACGUUCGAGGAACGGGAUUAUUCGUCGGAAUCGAACUAGUGUCCAAUCGCAAAGAGAGGACACCGGCCACCAAGAUGGCCAAGGCCGUCGUAGACAGGAUGAAGAAUACGCACAAAAUCCUUGUGAGUAGCGAUGGUCCCAACGAUAACGUGAUUAAGCUAAAGCCUCCCAUGGUGUUCAACGCUGAGAAUGCUGACGAGUUUUUGUAUGGUUUCCGCGAAUGCUUGACGUAUUUGGAAAACCUAGAAAAGGCUCAGCAGACGGGAAGCGUCGAAGCGCGCUCGGUUGUAACGAUACCAGUGCCUGCUACCGGAGGACUUUGCAGUCUUGCAAACAGCACAAUUAGUGAGAAGCGUGAAAAGUUAAUCAAAUCAGUUUGAACAUAAAAAUGAACACUGCAUGUUUUUCUUUGAUAUUUUCUCAAUUUCUUAUGUUUAUCGAUUCUAUAAAAAAAACUUAAUAUACUUAUUUGUUUAAAAAUAGGUGAGCUUACUACUUCCAAACUGCUUUAUACUCUGAAGGAAAUUUCUUCAAAUAAACAAAUAAUCUCAUAA